Molecule: messenger RNA, 1249 nt
Organism: Musa acuminata subsp. malaccensis (wild Malaysian banana)
Lineage: Eukaryota; Viridiplantae; Streptophyta; Magnoliopsida; Zingiberales; Musaceae
Molecular function (GO): phosphoprotein phosphatase activity
Source: RefSeq, a predicted model, not a curated record
UGCUUUAUUUGUUCGUCUCGCGCCCGCCCGAGGCCCGCCUCCCCACUUCCCGUCGGCUGCCGUCGCUCGACCUCAUCGUCGGAUCCCCCACGCCGAUCUUCCGGCCAACCGCGAUCCGGCACGUGUGCGCCGCCGCUUCCGUCUCCGUCGUCUUCUGGUGUUGCCGCCAUGGCCGAGCUGGCCCAGUCCGGAAUGUGCUCGCCGUGGUACGCCGCCGCUGCGGCGAACACGACGACCAAGAGCGUCCAGGCAUGGCGGGCUCUGGUGAACUGGGUGGCGAUCCUGUUCCGUCUCCUGCUCCAGAUCCCGCGGGGAACCCCCUCGUGGGCACAGAUUCUCUCCUUCGUCGGCCUCCGCCACACCCUCCUCUUCUCCCCCUCCACCGCCUCCCCGGCUUACAAACCGCUCGCCAUAGAUCCCCCGAUCGAUGGCCCGACUCCCGACACCGCCCCGGCGCCGGAGCCUCUCGGUAAGCUCACGGUUGUGCUUGACUUGGAUGAGACUUUAGUUUGUGCAUACGAGACAUCCAGCCUUCCAUCUACAGUUCAUUCGCAGGCUAUUGAAGCAGGUGUAAAGUGCUUUGACCUGGAAUGUGUAUCUUCAGAAAAUGAUGCUGAUGGAAGACAAAAGGCGAAUCAUGUCACUGUUUUUGAACGUCCUGGUUUGCGGGAAUUCCUAAAACAGAGCAGUGAAUUUGCAGACCUUGUUCUUUUCACUGCUGGUCUUGAAGGUUAUGCUAGUCCAGUUAUUGAUAGGAUAGAUGUUGACAAUAAAUUAAUUCAUCGUCUAUACAGGCCUGCAACUGUGAGCACGGAAUAUCGGGAACAUGUCAAAGAUCUUUCUUGUGUAUCAAAAGAUCUCUCCCGCACCGUCAUUGUUGACAACAAUCCAUAUAGUUUCUUGCUGCAACCAUUAAAUGGAAUACCAUGCAUGCCAUUCUUUGCUGCACAGCCUUGCGACGAGCAGCUGAUGGGAGUCAUUCUUCCACUUCUAAAGCACCUCUCUCUCCAGAAGGAUGUCAGGUCGGUCCUCUAUGAGAAGUUUCACAUGCCUGAAUGGUUUGAACAGCAAGGAAUCCCCACUGUAAAAUCUACUCCCUGAGAUAUGCUUACAAUCUCUUUUUAUCAGAGACUCUCGGUAAUUUAGAUAUUGCAAAUCUACUAAUAAAAUGUGGAUAUGGUGCGAUGAAUCAGCAUUAGAAAUUGAUUCUCGGAUAAGAUUAAUCUGCUUAGGAAAUUGUUUAUUAAUA